Molecule: messenger RNA, 3900 nt
Organism: Thrips palmi
Lineage: Eukaryota; Metazoa; Arthropoda; Insecta; Thysanoptera; Thripidae
Gene: Bsg
Product: basigin
Exons: 8
Coding region: 273-1136 (287 amino acids)
Source: RefSeq, a predicted model, not a curated record
UUUUCUGGUCUCGCUCCAAAGUCCAAACAAAAGAAGAAGAAGGAAAAUUACGUGCCUGGCAGCUGUCAGUUUCAAAGGCUUCGCAGUUCUGCUAGUACGCCAUUUUGGAUGGGCUGUUAAUGGACUUGUUCGAGUCUAUAUUUUUAUAGCAGCUUGUGAUUCUCGGCGGUACCGCUCGGCGAUUUUGCAGUGUGCUGGGUCGGGUCGAGUUCCUGGCGGCUGGCGAGACCUUGUCCUGGUCCUGGUUCGAAGGGACUUUUUAAACUUGCCAAAUGGAUACCUUACGUUCAAUGAGGCCCUCCGCACACGCCUUGGCCCUUUUAAUAGUGCUGGGAUGCUUCCUGAAACUAAGUGCUGCAGCAAACUCAGUAGUGGCUAAUACUGACCAUGAAAAUUAUAAGACUAUGGAAUAUAAUAAACAACUGGUCCUUCAGUGUAAUGUCUCCAAUGCGGAGUCUGCCAACCAGUUUGUUAUGACAUGGCUGAAGGAAGGCAAGCCAGUUGUCCCAGAUGAUAAAAUAAAGAUCAUUGAAUCUGAGAACAAACUAGUAAUUUCAAAGGCUUCUGAAGAGCACUAUGGAAACUACACCUGUCAAGCUGUCAACAAGAAGACCAAUGCCACUGAGAAUGUCAUGAAGAAGUCCAUUCAUGUGAUAAUGGGGCCCGUGAUUACGAUGCCUUCGGACACACCUGUCGUUGAGGGCGAGCGCUUGAGGCUCCACUGCAGCGUCAAGGGCUACCCCACACCUCUUGUUGACUGGAGUGUUGAUGGAAAGGUGGUGAACAUAUCAGAUAGCCGUAUCAAGUUUGAAGAUGACAGGGAUGUCCGCAAGGCCUACCUCUUGAUUGAGAAUGUUCAAAUGAGUGACAGGCACAGCUACAAAUGCAAAGCAUCGAACAUCGCUAAUCAAGACAACACAGGCGCUGAGGCUGCAACCUUUGUCCGAGUGAAAGAUAAGCUCGCUGCCCUUUGGCCUUUCUUGGGAAUCUGUGCUGAAGUUGCCAUUCUCUGCACCAUCAUCCUCAUCUAUGAAAAGAAGCGUAACAAGGCGGAGCUGGAUGAGAGCGACACUGACCAGAGCCCCGAGCAGAAGAACACACCAGACCACGGCAAGGACGUGAGGCAAAGGAAGUAAAUGAAGCCCGUGAUUCACAGCAGUUGAAGAGCUGUCCAAGAAUUUUAAAAUGCCGGAGGAGAAACGAACAUAUGAAGUUAGACAUUUAUUUUACCAGGAUGAUUUUAAAUCCCAACAGUAGACAGACAGAGGAUGUGGAGCAUGACGUUUUUUGUGAUGUGUUGCUGUCUAUUGUUCAUGAAAAGGUUACCUAGUGCAUUACAUAGUGGUACUUCACAAUAUUCAAGGAUGUUGUAAAAUGUGAGGGACUUGGUUAGCCUUUUCAGUGGAGGUAUAGCUUUGACUCAGUUGGUUCUAAGAAGUUAUAUUUUUUCAAUGGUCACCAUCAAAAGUUAUUCAUUUGUUGUUAAUGCCAUUUAACAAAUGAACAUUUUCAUUUGCACAGGGAUAAUUGUAUUAUUGAUCUUGACUGUAAUACUGAUACACAUAAUAUCGCAAAUUGUGUGGAGUACAAUUUGUGAGCACAUAGAAGUCUAGUACUUAGUAAUUUUGCCUCAUGCUACAACAACUAAAGCUGAUUUCGUGAUUUGUGUUACAAUGAAACCAUUAGUGGGAACAGGUUGUUUAUUCUGUAACCAUUCAGGGUCCCAUUUUGCAUUGGUUUCAACAUCUUUUUUUAAACUGUUUUUCCAAACCUAAGUUCAUACAGAGUUUUAUUUAUCGUUGUCAUGCAGGCAGUGUCAAUAAUUAGUGUAGAUAAGACCUUGCUUUUGUGAUUUAUUUUUUAAUUAAAAACAUGUUUGUAUGUGAUUUUACAUUUGUUUCAGAAUAGUGUAUGGCUAUUAAAGUUAAGCACUUUAUUGUUAUUCAUGUUUCAUACUUUUAAAGCAUCCUAUUUUGUUUGGCAAAUUAACAUUACUCAUUAAAAGAAAUUAAGAACAUACGUAGCAUUGCGUUUGCUAGCUGUUCAAUCACUUCUCUUUUUUUCUUCUUUUUUUUCAGAGAGUAUAUAUCUUAUUGUAGUGUCACAUCUAGUUGGAGUUAUGAACAUACUGUAAAUAGACUAUAUUACUUGUAUAUAACUGUGAACCCUAAUUCCUUCUCCUCUGUUCCUUCUUUCAACAUUUCCACUUGAUCUAGUGUGUUAAAGCAUAGCACACAGACCUGUAUCAGGUUGGUCUUGCUGGUGUGUUUGCGAGUUGUAGUCAAAUAGUGAUAAAUUUUAUCUGAUUUCAUCAUCUUAUUUAUAUGAACUAGUGGUAUCUUGUUAUGGGAUUGGACUCUCAUUGUUAAAAUUUAGCUCUGAAGGUAAUUUUCAGGAGCUAUUUGUUGCAUCUUUUGACUACGUUUUAUCGGGUUCUCGUGCUUCCUUUUUCACCUAACAUUAUUUUCAGUGUCUUUACUGUGGAGUUAAAGUUUGGUCAUUCUAAAAAGUAAAAUAUGUAUUCUCCAUAAUAGCUAAUAAAAAUCAUGUUCACCUUCUUUCACAAUUUUGUUCAGUUUAGUCCUGAAGCUCUGUAGUGUACUUAAUAUGCAUUUGCGCAGGUUCUUGAGAUGCUUUUUUUAGGCUUAAGGUUUAAUGUGAGAGUACUCGACACUGCUGAAUGCAGCUACUUUAGCAUUGAUUACCACAUUGAUGGAGAGAACAAGCAGUUGAAUGUUUGAUAUGAACAGUUGUCCUUUAAUUGUAUGAGAAUCAUUGAUGCGCAUUUGGUUUUCAUAGCAGUAAUUUAUCAACUGCACUUUCUUAAUAUCUUUUGACAUUCAUCUGAUAUUGUUAUAUUUUUUACUAUUUAAAAUUUUACCUAAGUACUCAGCACUUGCCUUCAUCAAAUUGCUUGCAGGAAUACCUAAUACAUUUUCCCCAACAGUGGUGGUUGGAUACUGUGCUAUUUUGGACUGUGUGUGGUGUUCUGGCAUAGAUUUUUUUUUGCUGAAUCUUUCUGUGGGAAGCUAGUCUUUAGUUUCUAGUUGACAGUAUCAAUUUGUACAUUCGUUUUUACACUCUCCACAAAUUAAUACCUUAAAUAAAGACGCAAUUUUUUUCAUGUAUGCAUAGUUUUGACAGAAACCAUUCUUUGUACACAACUCAAUUAUUUUAAUUAGGAAGCGAAUUUCUUUUACUCUCUAAUAUUAUUGGCUUGUGAUGUCUUACAAUUCUGAUUAGGUUCAACCCAGUUUUAAUGGAAUGCAAACAUCCUAAUUUUUACUUUACUGGUGUGGUAAGGAGCGUGUUGGAACUUGAACGAUUUUUACUACAAGUGAUGUAAUCUUGAGCUUUGUUGACUCCAUCAAUCCCAUACGCUCCUAAAUUGUGACGGAAUGGUUUGACUUAAAACAACACGGUUCAAUUGCAAGUAUAAGUCAAAGAAUUGGGGAUUGAUGAUGUUCAUGUACAAUGAUUGUACAAUGAAGCUUUGAGAUCAGGAAAUAGAUUUUAUUCUGAUCAAUUCAGCUCUUUUAACAGUCAAAAUUAUAAUCUAGAAGCUCUCAAAUCGAGUUUUUGUGAUCCAUACAAGAAUUCUUGAUACAUAUGUGUAAUUCUUGUGUAACAUUUCAUGAGGUAGUUCCUGAUCUCCUAUAUUACACUGCCUCUGUGAUCAUCAAAAUUUAUGUUGAAUCAUUGAAUUGUGUUGUUAAAGUUCUGGGUGACUGAAAUUUUAGCCUAGUUUAAGACAAUGGCCAAGAGCUUUCCCUGCUCUUCUCUGUUGAAUGUAACAUACUUGGGUUCCUUGAAUUAUGAAAACUAGUAAGGUGUUUGUAAUUCAAGGAAUGGCAGCAGUUAUUCACUCUGUUAAUGGUUCAAUAAAGUGUUACAAAGUAA